UUUUUCGAUGUGAGUCUGAUAAUAGUUUUUUUUAUAGAUAGGCUGGAUCGGCUAAGUGAUUUUUAAUAAUUUAAGUGUUUAAUUUAACUAUUAAAUAAAUCCACAACCAGCAAAAUGAAAGUUGUUUGCAAAACAUUGCUGUUUGCAGUGGUGCUGAUUUCAUGCUUUUUUAUAUUGAACACAUCGGCUCAAAAUAAACAAAAAUCUGGCCUUUCGUUAUCAGAAAAGGUACAAAACCUCAUGGAUAUGAAUAACAAGAAAGCUCUUCUGCGUUUCAAUGGUCAAAAGUUUAAGGAAUAUGUCAAAAAUUCACCCCGUAACUACUCUAUGAUUGUUAUGUUGACAGCAUUGGCUCCCUCCAGGCAAUGUCAGAUAUGUAGACAUGCCCAUGAUGAAUUUCAAAUCGUGGCCCAAUCCUAUCGUUUCUCACCUGUAUAUUCUAACAAGUUAUUCUUUGCUAUGGUUGAUUUCGAUGAAGGUUCCGAUGUUUUCCAAAUGCUACGUUUAAAUACAGCCCCCGUAUUCAUGCAUUUUCCAGCAAAAGGUAAGCCCAAAGGUGCUGAUACCAUGGAUAUACAUCGUGUGGGCUUUGCUGCCGAUGCUAUUGGAAAAUUUAUAGCUGAGCGUACCGAUAUACAAAUUCGCAUUUUCCGACCACCAAACUACUCCGGUACCGUGGCUAUGGUUACGCUGGCAGCUUUGGUUGGUGGAUUCCUCUAUAUGAGACGGAACAAUUUAGAAUUUCUAUAUAACAAAUCAAUAUGGGGUGCAAUAGCUGUAUUCUUCUGCUUUACCAUGAUUUCUGGUCAAAUGUGGAAUCAUAUUCGUGGACCACCACUUGUGCACAAAUCUCAAAAUGGAGGAGUAGCUUACAUUCAUGGAUCUUCUCAGGGUCAGUUGGUGGUAGAAACUUAUAUUGUUUUGGGCUUAAAUGCUCUAAUAUUUUUUGGAAUGUUGCUGCUUACUGAGUCAGGCAGUCAAACUGAUCCACGCAAAGGUAGAAUUAUGUCUGUUGUUGGAUUGUCGCUAUUGGCCAUCUUCUUUUCAUUCCUGCUGUCGGUUUUCCGUUCUAAGGCUCAAGGUUAUCCAUAUAGCUUUUUAUUUAAAUGAAUUUACUUCUAACAAUUUAAGGUUUGUUCUUAAAACAAUUCAUACUGUACACAACAUAUUAAACAGUUCUCUCAUGGACAACAUAAAUAA
Messenger RNA from Stomoxys calcitrans (stable fly), 1200 nucleotides. It is a transcript of the gene Ostgamma, whose product is annotated as tumor suppressor candidate 3. The record is from RefSeq and is a predicted model, not a curated record. Gene Ontology annotation, cellular component: oligosaccharyltransferase complex. The transcript has 3 exons. NCBI's taxonomy places the organism in Eukaryota, Metazoa, Arthropoda, Insecta, Diptera, Muscidae. Bases 115 to 1110 code for a protein of 331 amino acids.